Messenger RNA from Benincasa hispida (wax gourd), 1650 nucleotides. RefSeq names its product alpha-L-fucosidase 1-like. Gene Ontology annotation, molecular function: alpha-L-fucosidase activity. The record is from RefSeq and is a predicted model, not a curated record. Gene Ontology annotation, biological process: fucose metabolic process; glycoside catabolic process. Lineage: Eukaryota; Viridiplantae; Streptophyta; Magnoliopsida; Cucurbitales; Cucurbitaceae. Gene Ontology annotation, cellular component: lysosome.
UUAAUCAUUUUGUUCAUAUCUGCAAAAGAAUCUUUUCCCCACAACCCCACCAUCUAUGUCACCUUCCUCUGUUCAUAGAACACACUCACAAACAAGCUUUCACAAAUCCAUCCAUGGAGAAAAUGGGUCACCAUUUUCCCUCCAUCUUCUUCCUCACAUUCCUUCAUCUCCUCCAUUUUUCUUCUCCAAAACUCGAGGUCUCAACGCCGCCGCCAUUGCCAAUCCUCCCACUCCCUUCAUUCUCCCAAUUGAAAUGGCAACAGAGAGAGGUAAUCAUGUUCCUUCAUUUCGGACCCAACACUUUCACCAACACCGAAUGGGGCACCGGCGCUGAAUCCCCCGCCGUCUUCAACCCCACUGCUCUCGAUGCCACCCAGUGGGCCGCCACCGCCGCGGCCGCCGGAAUUUCCCUUAUGAUUCUCACUGCCAAACACCAUGACGGAUUCUGCCUCUGGCCUUCUAAAUACACUACCCACUCUGUUUCCGGCAGCCCUUGGAAGAACGGCCAAGGCGACGUCGUUGAGGAAUUUGUUACCGCCGCUGCUGCCCGCGGCAUCGACGUCGGACUGUAUUUGUCGCCGUGGGAUCGACAUGAUCGGAGAUAUAGCCAGGAUUUGCCUUAUAAUGAGUACUACUUGGCUCAGUUACAAGAGCUUCUCAAAAGAUAUGGGAAUGUGAACGAGAUUUGGUUUGAUGGAGCAAAAGGUAAAAAUGCUCCAAACAUGUCAUAUUACUUCUCCGAUUGGUUUGCAAUGGUGAAGGAGUUGCAGAGCUCCAUCAACAUAUUCUCCGAUGCUGGACCCGACGUUCGAUGGGUCGGGAACGAGAACGGCUUCGCAGGAACGUCGUGCUGGUCGACCAUCAACCGGACUUCGCUCGCCAUCGGAGCAGAAGGCAUUUCCCAGUACUUAAACAGAGGUGACCCAAAAGGCACACAUUGGCUACCACCAGAAUGUGAUGUAUCCAUAAGAAAGGGAUGGUUUUGGCAUAAAAGAGAAUCCCCAAAAACCUUAAAACAUCUCCUAAAAAUCUACUACAACUCAGUUGGAAGGAACUGUGUUCUUCUAAUCAAUGUCCCUCCCAAUUCCACAGGUCUAAUUUCCCAACAGGAUGCCAACACUCUCAAACAAUUCAAAACAGCCAUUGACAAAAUUUUCACCACAAAUUUAGCUCAAAAUUGCUCUGUAAAAGCCAGCAGCCAAAGGGGAGGUAAAGAGGGAGGUUUUGGGCCAGAAAAUGUAUUGGACAAUGACCAUUUAUGGACUUAUUGGGCUCCCGAGGAAGUUGAUGAUGACCAUUGGAUUGAGAUCAGAAGUCAGCAAAACCAACGGCUGAGAUUCAAUGUGGUGAGGAUUCAAGAGGCUAUAGGGCUUGGUCAGAGGAUCAAACAGCACGAGAUUUAUUUGGAUGGGAAGAGGAUUGUGAAAGAGAGUAGUGUUGGGUAUAAGCGGCUGCAUAGGAUUAAAACUGGGGUGGUUUGUGGGUAUGUUCUGAGGGUUAGGUUCACUGAGUUUAGGGCUGUUCCUUUGAUAUCUUCUUUGGGUCUUCAUUUGGACCCUUUUUGGAACCCAACUGGGCUCUCAUCCCCUACCAAUUAAGCCAUGGUCGCCCUAUUUAUUAAUUAACACAAAUUAUUAGACAUUCAAUAAA